Acaulospora colombiana is the source of this 291-nucleotide messenger RNA. NCBI's taxonomy places the organism in Eukaryota, Fungi, Glomeromycota, Glomeromycetes, Diversisporales, Acaulosporaceae. The record is from the annotation of a GenBank genome assembly.
AUGCAGACACAUCCAAUUUCUGAUAAUUCGUCCGAAAAAUUCUUGCAAAACAAUGAUACUGACAUGUCUGAAUCUCUCAACUCGAAAACUCUGAAAAAGAUUUUGAAUCAACGGAGCAGGCACGACCAAAAUCAAGAUAAAAAUUGGGAUAAAUCACACAAGAAAAAGGGAACCGAGAAUAUUGCUCAAGUAAUAACUGACGGUAUUCAAAAUAAUAUUCUUUCGGAUGAAUCCGAGGCGAGAUAUAAUUUUGAGACUUUAUCUCUUCAAAGUUCUACUUCUUCAAGUCAU